GCCAAUUGGGCUUUGUUUGCAUGAACCUCAUUGAACUGUGGGACUCAAGAAAAAAGUAACGUCUGUUUUGGAUUUUGCAUACGCCUACAUAACUAGUCAGUUGUUUUGGGCUUCUUUUGUAAAUCGGGAUUGCUUACAUCUGGCAACCCUGCUCCAAACUUCCACUUUAAGAAGGCGCGUCUACGCUGCAGUGUAGUGUGUUUAUUACAAUCCUUAAAGUGGCACAUGGAAACCACAUCUGAUUUCUGCAUGGCACAAGAAUCUAGACCUACAGAUUCUGUCUGUCCAGUAUGAGGAAACUGCUUUGAGGAAACUGAUCCACGUAUACGAUCCUGUAGCUUGUCAGACUAUUUUUAUCUGUGGCAGUAGCACCCACGGUGUAUGCGGCAGCGUGAGCUCCCCACCAAGGCGCACAGCAAGCGGGAGGGGAAGGAUCCGCGGAUUCAGACAGACGGGUGGUGGGCUCGGGGCGAGACGAGACGUGAAAUAGUCCCCGGUGCAGCCGUCAAAGGUGAAGCACAUUGGGACGUGAGUGAAAUGGAGGCCCCACCGGGGACGAGCUGCUGGGAGCGCACCUUGGCCAAACGGGAGUAACCGAGCCGUGAAACGGGUUGGGAUGGCAGCAUCCAGUAACUCAAGCCUCUCAGGUUCAUCUCUGUCCUCUGACCCUGAGGAUUACCAACCGCCCAUAUGGAAGUCCUACUUGUACCAGCUACAGCAGGAAGCCCCGAGACCAAAGAGGAUCACAUGUCCUCAGGAGCCAAUAUUUCUUCUUCUGGUUUCCAGAUGGAGAGCAGACCCAAAUACUAUGGCAGAGAAUUUCAUGGCAUCAUCUCUCGAGAAUAUGCAGAUGAGCUGCUGGCGGCAGUAGAGGGUGCUUACCUCAUCAGGGGGAGCCAAAGACAGCCAGGGACUCACACCUUGGCCUUAAGGUUUGGGCACCAGACCCUCAACUACAGACUGUUCUAUGAUGGGAAACACUUUGUUGGGGAGAAGAGGUUUGAGUCCGUCCAUGACCUUGUGACAGACGCCCUCAUCACUCUCUACAUCGAGACCAAGGCAGCGGAGUACAUUGCCAAAAUGACCACUAACCCCAUCUACGAGCAUCUUGGUUACACCUCACUACUCAAGGACAAGAUGGUGCACAGGCUGAGCCGUGGACGCACAGAACCCCGCAGGGUCACCUUCCAGAAAGACGACAAGAUCUCCUCACCUCUGGUGCGACGGAGUGCCUUGAAAGACACACCAGAGAAGCUGUGCUCUUAUGAGAAGAUCCACAACUUCAAGGUACAUACCUUUCGAGGGCCGCACUGGUGUGAGUACUGUGCCAACUUCAUGUGGGGCCUGAUCGCCCAAGGUGUCCGCUGUUCAGAUUGCGGGCUGAAUGUACACAAACAGUGCUCCAAACUGGUUCCAAGCGACUGCCAGCCGGACCUGCGCAGGAUAAAGAAAGUGUUUAGCUGUGACCUCACCACGCUCGUCAAAGCUCAUAACACGACGCGACCCAUGGUGGUGGACAUGUGUAUUCGAGAGAUAGAGCUGAGAGGUAUGAAAUCUGAAGGUCUCUACCGAGUGUCUGGCUUCUCAGAGCACAUAGAGGAUGUGAGGCUUGCCUUUGACCGAGAUGGUGAAAAGGCAGACAUCAGUGCCAAUUCUUAUGCAGACAUCAACAUCAUUGCUGGUGCUUUGAAGCUCUACUUAAGAGACCUUCCCAUUCCAGUCAUUACAUUUGACUUGUACUCCAAAUUUAUUCAAGCUGCAAAAAUUCCAAAUGCUGAAUCCAGGCUGGAGGCCAUCCACGAGGGCUUGCUGCAGCUCCCCCCGGCCCACUAUGAGACGCUACGAUACCUGAUGGCUCACCUCAAGAGGGUGACAAUGUUCGAAAAGGACAAUUUAAUGAAUUCUGAGAACCUGGGGAUUGUCUUUGGUCCAACGCUUAUGCAGCCACCGGAGCAGAAUGCCUUGACUACCCUGAAUGACAUGAGGCAGCAGAAACUAGUGGUGCAGCUGAUGAUAGAGCAUGAAGAUGUCUUAUUCUGAGGACUGAGGCAUGCAGGGCUUACUACACGAAGGACAAUUAUUUAUUCUGUCAAAGAGGAAAUUCAAGCCACCUUGAUUCUAAUGAAGUUUCAGAAUAGUUUGUAAUCAAAUUGAACUUGAAACAUUUCUUUUUCGCAUGACUGUUUUAGCUAAUGUUGGUUUAGUGUUGACAUUGUCUUGUAACUGUAAGUUUUGGGUUUCCAUACUCAGCCAAGACCAUCAUUUUUAUAUUAGGGAAUGAUCCAGUAUUUGUAACUAUCUACAGCGCCGUUCCUUCCUCGCUUUAAUUUGAAGACUGUCACUACCUGGUGUAGACUCAGUCAUGACAGACAAGACAGCACUGUGUGAAAUCUGCUCCCGGCGGAUUGUCAAUCAUUGUUGGCCUGGUGCUGUGUGAACCAAGCCUCACAGCAGUAGCCAAGUUUAUGCUCCCACAUGUUAUGUGUGCAUAUUUUGAUUUUUGUGGGAACGUUGUUUAAAAAUGUAAUGAAACAAUGUGGAUCCUGUCAUUGUAAAUAAACUCAGAUCAUGUAAUGAUCAAUAUUUUAAGUGUGUGUACUAAAAAAUGAGAGAUGAGACAAUAAGGCGCUCAUGAAGCACUUUUUUGCAACAAGUGUAAAGAUUUAUUUUGUAAAGAUGUUUAUUUUUGUCUUUUACUCUGCAUCAUGUUCUGUCACAAUAAUAUAUACUGUUGAGAAUGAUGUUUGUUGAAUCGAUGUCUGAAUACAAAACUGUUCACAAGAGAAAAGAGUCAGAAGAAUGACAGUUUUUGGAUCUACCAUUUUCAUUUUGAAUGUCUUCAGUGUUAUGUGAGGAAUACACAGGUGGUUAAAUACUGGUCAAUAAUUUACGUUAUUUUGCAGACUGCACGACAUGAGCAAAGAUCUUCUUUACAGAUAUUGGUCACCAGUUUUGCAGUAAUUGUGUUUACAUGAUGUAAUUUGAAAUAUUUUCAAGUAAAUAAUAAGAAAAAUAAAAAGAUUAUGGCCCUUU
This is a messenger RNA of Seriola aureovittata, 3033 nucleotides long. RefSeq names its product chimerin 2 (gene chn2). Gene Ontology annotation, biological process: signal transduction; positive regulation of GTPase activity; regulation of small GTPase mediated signal transduction. The record is from RefSeq and is a predicted model, not a curated record. Gene Ontology annotation, molecular function: GTPase activator activity. The transcript has 13 exons. NCBI's taxonomy places the organism in Eukaryota, Metazoa, Chordata, Actinopteri, Carangiformes, Carangidae. Bases 691 to 2040 code for a protein of 449 amino acids.